GUCAAAAAAUAGCGGCAACCGACAUCCGUCAACGAUAAAGAAAUUACAAAUCGAAUAGAAAUAAAAAAUAAGUCAAUUGAAAUAUUUAUUAUAAAGUUACUUUCAUCAUGUUGUUUAAACCUAAACCAGAUUCUAACAAACAAGAUCAAUUCUCUCGAUCCGAUUUAGAGAGACAAAACUUAAAAUACACGGAUUGUUCAAAACGGUUUUAUCAAGUAUCCCGCGACUUUUCCAAACAGUAUGCUCAUAUAUAUUCUGCAAGACUGAAUACUUUCAGAAAUAUUUUAGGGCCAAUAAUUAAUAAGAAGUGGUCAAAUAAAUAUAAGGUUUUAAAAUUGUGUGAUUUACGUGAGAAAGGCGCCCAGUGUGUAAUCAUUGGAACACUUUUCAAACUACAACAACUAAAGCCCAGCAUUUUGAAAGAACUCUCAGAUCAGUUAGAGAUUAUUCCUCAACCUACAAGAACUCAUUUUGUUCAUGACUCAGAUAGUCUUGUUUUAGAAGAUGAACUUCAAAGGAUCAAAUUAUCUAAUAAUUGUAUUGAUGUACAUGAGGUGGUUACUGGUGUAGUUGUUGCAAUACUAGGGUCUGAAGAUGAAGAUGGGAUUUUUACAAUCAAAGAUAUUUGUUGGCCAGAAUGCAAUAUACAAAAGCCUUUACCAAAGCUUAAUAGUGACAGAUAUGUUGUACUAAUGUCUGGUCUCAAUAUGGCAUCUAAAUCAGCUGAACAUUUAUUUUCACUGAAUCUAUUCAUUGAAUGGAUAUCUGGAUUUUGUGGUACAACAGAAUAUCAAGAAGAAAUCUCUAAGAUUGUAAGAGUUAUUAUAGCAGGUGGCGUCUUUGCAAAUCAUUCAAAUGAAGCAACAUUAAAUGAAUCAGAUGUUAUUGCAUCUGCCGAUUCAGUUGAUGCUUUUUCUGCAGCUUUAAGUGCAGUAGCUCCGGUUGAUUUAAUGCCUGGAUGCAAAGAUCCUUCAGGUAUUAUGUUACCUCAGAAGCCGUUCCACUAUUGUCUGUUCCCAAAAGCUGUGGAGUAUAAAUCAUUUAACCGAGUAUCUAAUCCAUAUGAAUGUGAUAUUGGGGGUUUCUUGUGUUUGGGUUCAUCUGGGGAACCACUUAAAGAUAUAAUGAAAUACAGCAGACUUGAUGAUGAAUUAGAAAUUAUGAGAAGGACAUUACAGUGGCGCCAUCUUGCACCUACAUGUCCUGAUACUGUCCCUUGUACACCUUGCAUAGAAACUGAUCCAUUUACUAUUUACAACUGCCCUGCAAUCUAUUUUAGUGGCAAUUGUAGAGAAUUUGCUACAGAUUUACAAAAAGGAGCUGAUGGCCAAGUUACAAGAAUAGUGUGCAUUCCGGAUUUUUGUGAUCAAAAAACUAUUGCGAUUGUUAAUUUAGCUAAUCUAGAUUGUCACAGUAUGAGUUUUUCUUAGUACUUGAAAUAAAUGUAAAUGAUGUAAUUGAUUUUUAAUAUUAUACUGAUUUUAUAUUAUUGGCCUGGUAUGGUCUAACUAGAUAAUGUUUAUAUUUUGCCAGUUGCAUGUUUAAUGUAAAUAAGGCAUUACCUUUGUAAUA
Papilio xuthus (Asian swallowtail) is the source of this 1572-nucleotide messenger RNA. RefSeq names its product DNA polymerase delta subunit 2 (gene PolD2). Gene Ontology annotation, molecular function: DNA binding. NCBI's taxonomy places the organism in Eukaryota, Metazoa, Arthropoda, Insecta, Lepidoptera, Papilionidae. Bases 108 to 1430 code for a protein of 440 amino acids. Gene Ontology annotation, cellular component: delta DNA polymerase complex. The record is from RefSeq and is a predicted model, not a curated record. The transcript is spliced from 8 exons. Gene Ontology annotation, biological process: DNA replication; DNA strand elongation involved in DNA replication.